Alosa alosa (allis shad) is the source of this 8558-nucleotide messenger RNA. RefSeq names its product afadin, adherens junction formation factor a (gene afdna). Gene Ontology annotation, molecular function: cell adhesion molecule binding. The record is from RefSeq and is a predicted model, not a curated record. Gene Ontology annotation, cellular component: adherens junction. Gene Ontology annotation, biological process: regulation of protein localization; signal transduction. The coding region runs from base 208 to 6066 and encodes 1952 amino acids. NCBI's taxonomy places the organism in Eukaryota, Metazoa, Chordata, Actinopteri, Clupeiformes, Clupeidae. The transcript is spliced from 35 exons.
CAGAAACGAGAAAACGCGGAAACAGAAGGAGCGGUUGGAGAGAGGUGCAACCGGCUACUACAACACACGCAGGCUACUCAACCCGCUCUUUCUGUUCUUAUACCGGGUGUUGUCGGUUUUUUUUUUAUCGUGAAGUUGUCGGAUAAGACACCUUUAUCUGGGACAAAAGGAUUUUCUCCUGUUUGAGAGUAUCAUUCAGGAUUGAGAAUGGGGAGCAGGGAAGAGGAACGGCGAAAACUCGCCGACAUCAUUAACCACUGGAACGCCAACCGGCUCGACCUGUUCGAGAUCAGUCAGCCAACGGAGGAGCUGGAGUUCCAUGGCGUGAUGCGCUUCUACUUCCAGGACCGCGUGGCGGGGAACUUCGCCACCAAGUGCAUCAGGGUGUCCAGCACGGCCACCACGCAGGACGUCAUCGAGACGCUGGCCGAGAAGUUCCGGCCGGACAUGCGCAUGCUCUCCUCGCCGCGCUACUCCCUCUACGAGGUGCACGUCAGCGGGGAAGAACGGAAGUUGGACCUGGAUGAGAAGCCACUGGUGGUGCAGCUCAACUGGAACAAGGACGAUCGCGAGGGCCGCUUCGUGCUCAAGAACGAGAACGACAUCAUCCCCAAGAAGACACAGAUCAAUGGGCCAGAGAGGGAAAAAGAAGGCGUCAUUCAGAACUUCAAACGGACGCUGUCCAAGAAGGAGAAGAAAAAGGAGAAGAAGAAAGACAAGGAGGCCUUCGCCCGCAUCCCAGAUGGAGAUGAGAGUGCCCUCAACAGAGAGGACGGGGAGAACUCGCGGCUGGCGGUGGAGGUGUACAAGGAGAUGCCGGAGACUAGCUUCACGCGCACCAUCUCCAACCCUGAGGUGGUCAUGAAGAGGAGGCGGCAGCAGAAGCUGGAGAAGAGGAUGCAAGAGUUCCGCAACAACGACGGACGGCCCGACUCAGGGGGGACACUGCGGAUCUAUGCCGACAGCCUGAAGCCCAACAUCCCGUAUAAGACCAUCCUGCUGUCCACCACAGACACGGCCGACUUUGCAGUAGCCGAGGCGCUCGAGAAGUACGGCCUGGAGAAGGAGAACCCCAGAGACUACUGCAUCGCUCGGGUGGUCCACUCAGAAGAUAAACCUGUGAAGGAGACAAUCCUGGACGACACAGAGUGCCCACUGCAGAUCUUCCGGGACUGGACCAGUGAUAAAGAGGCCUUAGUGUUCCAGCUCAAGAAGAGACCCCCAGACUAUGUUCCAAAGAAGGGCCACAAGCCAGCCGACAGGCGUGGCUCGGUUCCCCCAGAGAAACUGCCCUACCUGGUUGAGCUCAGUCCAGGCCGCGGGAACCACUAUGGCUACUACGCCUAUCGCCACCACGAAGACGGCUCCGACUCGCGGGAUAAGCCCAAGUUGUACCGCCUCCAGCAGAGCGUCACUGAGGUGGGCUCUGACUGCACUGACGACGGCUCCAUACAGCUCUUUGGUCCAGGCGUGCUUCCCCAUCACUGCAACCUGCUGCACGCCGACGGCUUGGUGACGGUCACCCCGGCGAGCGCGGAGGCGGAGACGCUGGUGGACGGCCAGCGGGUCAUCGACACCACCCUCCUGCGCAGCGGCGCCACGCUGCAGUUUGGCCACGCCCACGUCUUCAAGUUCGUGGACCCCGCCCAGGAGCACCUCGUCGGGAAGCGCGAGCCGGGACCCAUGAUGAAGGGACGGCACAAGUCCGGCAGCGUCCCGGAGACGACCUUUGACCCACACGGUGACAUCCACGCCUCCGGACUCCCCACCAGCAAGAGCUCAGGGAAGUUGGAUAUGGAGCGAGCAGGAAAUGGCAGUGAGAGGGGCAUGGUCAAGCCAAUGAUCCGUGGAGAGCAGCAGGACUUCAGCAAGCAUGACGGCAGGUCCCUGGACGGCCUGGGCCCCGAGCUUACGCUGCCGGCCAGCAUCGAGUUCCGGGAGAACUCUGAGGACGCCUUCCUGUCGGCCAUCAUCAACUACACCAACAGCUCGACGGUGCACUUCAAGCUGUCGCCCACCUACGUGCUCUACAUGACCUGCCGCUACGUCAUGUCCAGCCACUACCGGCCCGACAUCAGCCCGUCCGAGCGCACGCACAAGGUCAUCGCCAUCGUCAACAAGAUGGUGAGCAUGAUGGAAGGCGUCAUCCAGGAGAUUGCUGACGGUGAUCAGAAGCAGAAGAACAUCGCGGGUGCUCUGGCCUUCUGGAUGGCCAACGCCUCCGAGCUGCUCAACUUCGUCAAGCAGGACAAGGACCUGAGCCGCAUCACACUGGACGCACAGGACGUGCUCGCCCACCUCGUACAGAUGGCUUUUAAGUACUUGGUCCAUUGCUUGCAGUCUGAUCUCAACAACUACAUGCCUGCUUUUCUGGAUGACCCAGAGGAGCAGAACCCCCAGAGGCCUAAAAUAGAGGACGUCCUCCACACGCUGACGGGCGCCAUGUCCCUCUUGCGGCGCUGCCGAGUGAACGCGGCGCUGACCAUCCAGCUGUUCUCCCAGCUGUUCCACUUCGUCAACAUGUGGCUCUUCAACAAGCUGGUGACGGAGGCGGACUCGGGCCUCUGCUCCCACUACUGGGGUGCCAUCCUGCGCCAGCAGCUCAGCCACAUUGAGGCCUGGGCCGAGAAACAGGGCCUGGAGCUGGCCGCCGACUGCCACCUCAGCCGCAUAGUGCAGGCCACCACCCUGCUGACCAUGGAUAAGUACUCCAUGCAGGACGUGCAGAACAUCAACAACACUUGCUUCAAGCUUAACUCACUGCAGCUCAACGCCCUGCUCAGCAACUACCACUGUGCCCCCGACGAGCCUUACAUCCCCCCUGAGCUGAUUGACCACGUGGUGGCGGUGGCGGAGAACACAGCGGACGAGCUGGCACGCAGCGACGGGCGCGAGGUGCAGCUGGAGGAGGACCCUGACCUGCAGCUGCCCUUCCUGCUGCCCGAGGACGGCUACUCGUGCGACGUGGUGCGCAACAUCCCCAACGGCUUCCAGGAGUUUCUAGAGCCCCUCUGCCAGAGAGGCUUCUGUCGUCUGACCCCUCACCCCCGCUCUCCCGGCACCUGGACCGUCUACUUCGAAGGAGCCGACUGUGACAGCCACUUCUCCGCUGACAACUCUGAGCUGCCAAUGCGGAAGGAUCCGGAAAUCGUGACCGUCACGCUCAAGAAGCACAAUGGCAUGGGCCUCAGCAUCGUGGCUGCCAAGGGUGCUGGCCAGGACAAGCUGGGUAUCUACAUCAAGUCCGUGGUCAAAGGAGGAGCUGCAGACAUGGAUGGGCGUCUGGCUGCAGGAGAUCAGCUGCUGAGUGUAGAUGGCAGAAGUUUGGUUGGCCUCUCCCAGGAAAGGGCGGCGGAGUUGAUGACCCGUACAGGUUCUGUGGUGACGCUGGAGGUGGCCAAGCAGGGUGCCAUCUACCACGGCCUGGCCACACUUCUCAACCAGCCCUCCCCUAUGAUGCCCAGAGCGAACGACCGUUCUCGGGACAAGGGCAAGUUGCGACCAAAGAGCGAGGGCUUCGAGCUCUACAACAACACGGCGCAGAACGGCUCCAGCGAGAGCCCCCAGGGUAACUGGGACAACUACCCCGAACCAAAGAAGACUAGCGGUGAGGAGCGGCUGCUGAAGAACCGCGCUGACCACCGCUCCAGCCCCAACGUGGCCAACCAGGCUCAGAGUCCAGGGGGAAAGCCAGUGUACCCUGGAGGACCAGGGAAGAUCACCUCCGUCUCCACUGGCAACCUCUGCGCAGAUGAGGAGCCGUCUCCCCCUCGUCCCGAGGCCUACCCCAUCCCCACCCAGACGUACCCCAGAGAGUACUUCACAUUCCCAGCCUCCAAAUCUCAGGACCGGGUGGGGCCUUCGCCCAGCGAGGACAGGCCCCCGAUGGAGGUCCAUCACAACAACAACAUGUCCAUGCAGAGAGUGGCCCACUCUCAGGAGGAGCUGUGUGACGUGCCGGGCGGCUACCUGCAGCAGCAGCAGGAGUACCAGCGCGGCAGCGGCGAGCACUGGAACCAGCAGGUGUCCUCGUCCCUGGAGUCCAGCACGUCCAGCCAGGAGCAGCUCAACUACUCCAACGCCUCCGUCGGCUCGGGCGGCAAGGGCCCCGGCAACCACAAGAGCGGGCCGGGCCGCUGGAAGACCCCAGGGCCCAACCCCCCACCGCCCGGUCCCCCCCACGGCCAGUCCACGCGCACCGACCUGCCCCCCCCACCGCCGCCUCCGCCGGCCCACUACGACUACGAGCCCCAGCCCGAGAUUCCGCUGCCCCCGCCGCCCGUCUCCCAGCAACAGCAUCAGCAGGCGGCCGCCGCCGCUGACCGCAAGAAACGCGAGGAGCAGCAGCGCUGGUACGAGAAGGAGAAGGCGCGGCUGGAGGAGGAGCGCGAGAGGAAGAGGCGGGAGCAGGAGCGGAAGCUGGGCCAGAUCCGCACCGCACCUGGCCCGGGCCCGGCGCACGGCCAGCACGGCACCCUGCCCCACAUGCCGCCGCCGCACCACCACCACCCCCACAGCAUGCCCCCGCCGGGCGGCCCUGGGCCCCUGCACAUGCCCCCGCAGAUGCCCCCGCAGCAGCAGCAGCAGCCCUACAUGCCCCCCCAGCCCCAGCCCACGCCGGCUCCCGCGCCCCCGGUCCGGCCCGAGAAGCUGUCCAGCCUGCCGCGUGGCAUGUCGGGCCCAGGGGCCCCUCCGCCGCCCAGCGGGGACACGGUGAUCCGCGAGCUCCUACCGCAGCAGCAGCCGCGCACCAUCGAGCGGCGCGACCUCCAGUACAUCACCAUCAGGAAGGACGAGCUGGCCGCCGCCAGCGACUCGCUCUCGCCCGACCCCUGGAAGCGCGACGCCCGCGAGAAGCUGGAGAAGCAGCAGCAGCUGCAGAUCGUGGACCUGCUGGACAGGGAGAUCCAGGACCUACAGGCCAAGCCCGAGCGCACGGCCGAGGAGAGCGACCGCCUGCGCAAGCUCAUGCUGGAGUGGCAGUUUCAGAAGCGGCUGCAGGAGUCCAAGCAGAGCGACGACGAGGACGACGACGAGGAGGACGACGACGAGGAUGUGGACACCACCCUCAUCAUGCAGAGGCUGGAGGCCGAGAAGCGAGCGCGGCAGACUGCUGUCCCAGCAAUCUCUGUUCUAGACUUGUUGCAGGACGAGGAGCGGAGGAGAAAGCAGCAGCUGGAGGAGAUCCGCAAGCGAGAGGCUGAGGACCGGGCCAAGCAGGAGGAGGAGAGACGCUGGCGGGAGGAGGAGAGGGCCCGGCGCGAGACUGAGGAGAAGAGGAGACAGGAGGAAGAGUACUAUAACCGCCUGGAGGCGGAGAGGCGUCGGCAACAUGAAGAGGCCGAGCGCAAGCUGCUGACCCCCGAUGAGCCUGGUCUGUACAGACCGCCCCUCCCCAAGGACUACCAGCCCCCCCCUCCCGCCUCUCCCGCCAACACAGCCAACACUAACCACAGCAACAGCAGUGCUCCACCACCCCCCCCCCAGAGAAACACCUCUUACCUCAAAACCCAGGUCGCCUCCCCCGACACCCUGUACACUGCCAAGUUUGUCUCGUACAAUGAUGAGGAGGAUGAGGAUGAGGAUGCUGGCCUAGCAGGUCAGGUUAAGCUUUCCGCGACCCGGAAGUCAUACGGCGACCUCCCACCCGCCGCGCAUAAGCCACAGCCGCCGCCCCUUGCGCGAAAGCCCCGCCCAAUGUCCGACGGGAUCUUUCUGUCCAGUCAGUUCCACCUGCCUGCUGACAAUGCCAACAGUACUACUGGCCGGGCAGGCCACGCCCCUCCACUCCCUUCCACCAAACCCAACUUCAUUCCACCAUCCAAUUCUAAAGCAGGAUUUAAUUCGUACACUGGAAACACAACAGGGCUUGUAGGAUCGGGAGAAGUUUACAAGGAAAAAUGGAUUAAAAGUGUGCCAGAGCAGGACAACACGAUCGCAGGUAACCCCGAGAGCCUCACCUUUAAGGAACGCCAGCGUCUAUUCUCCCAGGGAAAGGAGGUGUCCAACAAGGUCAAGGCCUCACGGAAACUAAUGGAGCUGGAGAAUGAACUGAACACAAAGUAGACUGGAGCCUUAGUUAGGGAAACACGAAUGCCAGUACCUGGUCGUAGUACUGGGAAUCUAGUUUGAGUUUCCCAAUUACCUUGUUUUCCUUCUUCAAAUCUUUUUUUUUGUUUUGUUUUUGGUUUUAAGAGAGUAACUGGACCAUUAAAUACUAUUUAGAUACGUCAUUGCAAUAAGAGAGACGAUACUGCGUAAUUUCCCCUCUAAAGAUUCAAAGAUUAUUAUUGAAAAAGCACUGUAAAAUGUUUUAAUUAUUUUAUUGAGAAAUUUUCAAUCACAUGAAGGGGGUUAUAUUUUGGUUUCAAUGACUUUUGGGGGGAAAAGAUGCAUUAUUUUGUCAUUUUUAUGUUUUUUUUUUAUUAGUAUACAGUAAUGUGGGAUAUUUUAUGGUGUUUUAUGCUCUUCUCUGCAUUGCGUAUUUCCCACUUAUUUUUAUGUUUUCCAUGAAAAUAAGUAUUCAAACUCGACCAACCUUUUACUGUUAUUAACGCUGCCCUAUACUCUGUGAGCGUACUCUGCUUUCAGAUUUAGAAUUUGUUAUAUGAUGGGAAUUAGUCAUCAUCCAGACAGAACGCCACCGCCCAUUCCAUUUCACCACUAAUGCAGGUAUCACGAGGGACCGUUUCACUGAAGGUUCCACCUGUUUGUAUAGCUACACUGUAAAACCUGUUUUCAUCAAUUCCAUUGCAAGCUAACAAGGGCGUUCUCUAGAGCAUUACUCUUCGGAAAAAAAUACUGUCAUCUCAAUGCCUCUGAGCAGUUUGUACUCAUUGGAAAUGAAACAUUAAACAUUCCUGCAAGAACAUUUAGACAGGCAACAUGUAUCUUUCAGGUUUUUCUUCACCGUCUGAAAAUUUGCCAUUUUUUGCCCCAAAGUUUGAUAUUUUAGUGGUCAUUUUUUCCUGUGACCUCUCUUUGCAGUUUUUUUUUUUCUUUUUUUUGAACUCUUGUUUGAUUUGAAUGGAUAUUUGCGUAGUUGAGUGGCAGUGUGAUCAACUGGUGUAAAAAUGACCAGUAUGACAAUGAUGAGUCAAGAAUGGGAAAUUAUUUCAUUUCAAAUUUAAAUAACAAACACUAAAUGUAGGAAUGUAACAUUUGCGUAGAAAAUAUUUAUUUGAUCGUCAUGCAAUAGAUUUGUUUUCCUAUUUAUGAAAAUCUGUUUUAAUUGAAACGAUGAAAAGGAAACAUUUGAAUCGUACUGGUUUCUUUUUUCCCCUACUAUUUUUUUUUUUUAACUGAACAUGCCUAAUUCCAGUGAGGUGUGUUUUUUCAUUGUUUUAGGUUCCUUACUCCGCAGUAUUGGAGGUAAACAGUUGAUGCAGGAUUAAUUUGUGUUGCGUCUCCAGAUACACCUGCAUCUCUCCGUUCACAAAUGUCUAGACUUACUGAACAUGUUGUGUAAAUAAUUUUCAAGAGAUCAAAGAAGACCUGACUUUACUUUGUACAUUUUAAUUAAUUAUCUAUAAGGCUCUAGUGUCAAUAUCCCCCUUUUCUGCUCAGAAAAUGUAAACUGACAUGUAAACACAUGUUUUUCAUUUUAGGUUACAGGUUUAUUUGGUUUCAUUUUAUUGGUUGUUUCAUGUUAGGCUUUUGUAAAUCAAAUAAAUACAGAUUUUACAAAAAACAUGGAAUUGUCUGUACAAUUUGUAUAGAAUUAUACAAAGUAUUAUUUUUCACAUAUUUAGCCUUGGAACAAGUUGCCACUGUUAUAUAGCCAGUUAUGUCAGCAUCGGUUUAAGUAAUCAGUCAAAAUGAGCAUUGGAUCUUUACACUUACCAAGUUUUGACUCUAAAGGAGUUACAAACAUGUCUGUGGUUGCAACACACAAUGUCUUAUAUUUUUCAAAAUAAAAAGUGAAUUACAUUGGGGUUAUUUUCUCUUGUGUAUGAGAAUUGUUUGUGGAAAUGGUGUUGCUUUGGUCUUCCUAAAUAAUAUGUAUCCUUUUAUCUGUCCAGUAAUGACCUUUUCAAAGGGAAUGUUGCUCAAGAAGAAUAUAUUGCUGCAAAGUCAGUGGUCGACAGACAUGGAUAAUGGCGAUCGGGGACUCCACUGUAAUAAAGAUAACUGAAGUGAUUUCACGUGGAGACAGGAUUUAAUGUAAAGAUGCUGGAUCAGAGCAGACACCCUGCUGCCUUUGCUGAUUGAUUAGUUUGUUAAAUGUUGGCUGCAUUUGCAGAGAAAGGUAUAUUUUUUUGACAUUUUUAUUUUUUACCAGCUAUUUUUCAGGUCACAGUAGACCUGAUUGUUACAAAUGAAGAGGACACUGAGUGAACCACCUAUUCUUACAAAUCUGAUUCAAAGCUGCUUUCCCCUAAUCUUCCAACAAUUCCAGACUGCUAAAAGAAAAUCCUAAGAUUAAACUACUGUUUCAAGACAUUUGUGGUUGAUAAUGUGAGACCAUGUGGAUAUAAGGACUAACUGUGCCUAUCCCUCUGUAUUCAAACUGUAGCCUACCUUACUUUUAAUAAAGUCUAAUACACCUCUUCUCUUUU